UGUGUGUGGUGUUUUUUUUUCCAGUGUCGGUAACUUAGUACGUCACAUGUUGUUUUGCUUCUUUAGUUCAGUCAUUCUAUGCGAUGUGCUAUUUACUGAUAAACGGUUACCGAUGCAAGCUGGAGCUUAGCCUGGAGAAUACCUCGUCUGCAGUGAGUGUGAGCAGCUGAUGAGCAGAGCAUGGCCAGACAGAACACACUUUGCACCUAUUUAUUAACAUUCGAUUGCUGCUCUCCUCUGUUAUGAGGAGUAAACACCGUCUCAAAAUCCCAGGACUUACAACGUGUUAUUUUUGAACUGAGACGAUUUUUUUUUUAACGUAUACAAUUUCAUUUCAAUUUUUUUUUUUUUUUAAAGGCUUUGUCGUCUUGGAUUUAUUGUAUUUUCCUCUCCCUGAUAGCUAGCUGCACCUUGUGUAAACAGCUCAGCACCGACUAUCGUUUCUGUGCCCGGGGAAUGGGCAUAUAGUUUGUGACGUUUACUACGACAUCAGGGGAUUUUUGUUUUUAAAUUGAACUGUACCAAUGCACCUUGCUGUUCAGGAGUAGAAGCCCUGCUGUAUACUUGGAACGAAAAAAAAUCUUCUCUUCGUAGAGGACUGAAGAGCUACUUUCCAGCUGCAUUAUACUUUGCAUCUUUUUAAUUUAUAAUACUUUUUUUCUUUUUUUUUUUUUAUUAUAAAUUUUUUUUUUUUUUAAAAGAACUCAGCUGGAAAAAUACCAAUCCCUAAUCUUCCAGACUACUACCAUUGCAAGUCUCAUUUGGAAUAGAGGUGAAGGGCAUCUGGUUGGCAGGUUCCUAAAAGGAUGGCCAGCCCCCCCACUACAGGGCAGUCUGGCUCUAAUUUGAACCACAACAACAACAACAACAGCAGUAGCGUAAAGAAAUGUGGCUACCUACGGAAACAGAAGCAUGGCCACAAACGUUUUUUCGUGCUGCGUGAGCCUGGUGAGGGCUGCCCUGCUGCCAGACUUGAAUAUUAUGAGAAUGAAAAGAAGUGGAGAAGCAAAUCUGCAGCAGCCAAGAGAGUUAUAUCUCUGGACAGUUGCCUUAACAUCAACAAACGAGCAGACUCCAAGAACAAGUACCUGAUUGCCCUCUAUACUCGGGAUGAGUAUUUUGCUGUGGCAGCAGAGAGUGAGCAGGAGCAGGAUAGUUGGUAUCAGGCUCUCACAGAACUGCUUAGCACCGAAAGAGAGGGAUCUGUAUGUGCAGUUACAGGAGGUUGCUGCUGUCCAAGCAAUGGCAGUUCUAGCAAGUUUUGCAGUACCCAUUUGGGGCAAAGUGAAGACUCUAAUUAUGGCAUGAUAACACCCGCAAAUGCCGCUUACAAGGAAAUUUGGCAAGUAAAUGUGAAACCCAGGGGCUUGGGUCAGAUCAAGGGUAUACUUGGACUGUAUCGACUGUGUUUGUCUGCCCGCAGUAUCAGCCUUUUACGUCCAAACAAUGAUACCCCUUCUGUGACACUGCAGUUAUUGAAUAUUCGACGUUGUGGUCAUUCAGAAAGCUACUUUUUUGUGGAAGUUGGCCGCUCUGCUUCCACUGGAUCAGGAGAGCUUUGGAUGCAGGUUGAUGACACCGUAGUGGCCCAAAGCAUCCAUGAGACGAUUUUGGAGGCCAUGAAAGCCAUGGGGGAUUUGGAUGAAUUCCGUCCCCGAAGUAAAAGUCAGUCUUCUAGCUCUAAUCCCAUCAGUGUGCCAGGUAGACGGCAUCACAACAACCAACUGCCACCUAGUCAAACUGGCAUAACUCGAAGAACCCGCACAGACACCCCACUGUCCUCCUCUGCUAAUGUUGCUGCAAAUUCUUCAAGACUCCGUACUGCCAGUGAAGGAGAUAAUCUAAGCACUAGGACACUUAUAGGGAGUCCUUUAAGCCCCAGUAUUUUACGUGCACCACUUAGCCGUUCACACACGUUGAGCUGGGGGGGGCGACAUGCAAAACUGGUUCCAGCUCCAGGACCUCUUCAACAUAGCCGCUCAAUAUCAAUGCCUGUUCCCCGCUCACCACCCCCUGCUACUAGCUCAAUCAGCUUGUCAUCUGGAAGUAGCAGCGGGCAUGGUUCUGCGCCUGACCCAUUGAUCCCACAACGACCAUCCAGUUGCACUGCUUCUGCAUCUGGCUCACCUAGUGAUACCGGAUUCAUGUCUCUGGAUGAGUACAGCUCUAGUCCAGGUGAGCUUGCACGUACAUAUCUGAGCUACCGCAGUGGAACCCCAGAUUCCUUUUCUAGCACUCCACCUCAUCCAGCAGAUCUGAAUGGGUACAUGUCAAUGGACAGAACAUUACAAGGUGUCUGUACCUGUCUUGGUCGUCGGCUAGAAGGAUCUGGGUCCGAGAAGUGUCCCAGGAAGAGGACUCACUCCCUGACCACCCCAGGAAGACAGAGUGUUUCAGUGCCUCAAGUUUCUUCUGCAUCUCUUGAUGAAGCCACCUUGAUUCGUGCCACGUAUAAAGGUAGCCAAGCUCUCCAGUCCUCCUCCCCAAAGAUGGCAUACCAGCCCUACCCAGAGGACUAUGCAGAUGUAGCGAUUGGUCGUCAGGAGGACAAUGGGUACAUGCCAAUGAAUCAUGGGGCAGGCAUAGUUACCGCAGCACCAGAUUAUGUGCCUAUGAGCCCUGCCAGUGUGUCUGCUCCUCAACAGAUCUUGCAGCCCCGGACUCCUUUUUCUGAAUCUAUUGAAGCAUCUCAGGAAGAAUCCCCAGAUGGUUAUAUGAGAAUGUACUGUGGUCUCAAAGCAAGGCCAGUACCUGUGCAUAACCAAUUGUCACCUGCUGAGCCACCUGCCUCCUUUACCCCUCCUGAUUAUUUCUCCAUGCAGCCUAAACCCAGCUGUGUUUGCCAGGUUAACAGGGCACCUCAGCCACAUAUCCCUGCAGAUGUUGAACCCUACGUAAUGAUGAGGUCCCCUAUUUCCUCUUCUCCACAUGGCAAAGUAGCCCGUCCCUCCCGACUUGCAUUGCGCAUUCUACCGAGCAUGAGUGAGCACCCUCCAGAACCCCCCAGCCCUCCUGGUGGGGAAUACAUUCACAUUUAUUUUGGAGAUACAAGAUCUCAAGAUUCAUUGCCAAUGCCUACCCCAUCUACUCGGUCCGACUCUGCCCAGUUAUCUACUAAUGGCAGCCCAGCUUCUACUUCUUCUUCUUCUUCCAGUUCUGGGCCUCAAAGCUCUCCAAUAUCUGACUAUAUGAACCUGGAUUUUGGGCCUUCUGACUCAAAGCCUAAUGUGUGUUCUUCAUUGCAACUUAACUCAGACUAUACAGAGAUGAGCCCAAGGAAAAGCUCCUCAAAUUCAUCCUCUAAUGUAUCUCCACCACCUGCUUCACCAUUGCCUAUUGCAAAUGCUAGUUCUGGUGUACAGCAUCUCACUUUGCUCAUGGACAAGAUAUCUGAUGGGUUUAGCUUGCACAGUCCACCCCCAGAUCCUAAUCGGGGUGCCAAACUAAUUCGGGCAGACCCACAAGGAGGCCGUCGCCGUCACAGUUCUGAAACCUUUUCAUCGACCACCCAAGUGACCCCUGUAUCACCUUCCUUUGCACACAGUCCAAAGAGGCCCAGCUCUGCAUCAGUGGAGAAUGUGUCACUGAGGCCUGGCGAGACUUCUGAAGUUGCUGAUUGUGGCAGUCCUAUGUGCCGGGAGACCUCAGCUGGGUUCCAGAAUGGACUUAACUACAUUGCCAUUGAGCUGUCACCAGAAGAACGUAGCCUGCUACUGCUAACACAAGCCUCAUCCAGGGGACACUUGCCUGCCUUGGGCCUUGCCAGUUUGGACAUUGGGUCUUACUCUAGCAUUGAUUUCCUUGGACAUAGAAUGAAGGGUGCCACCACUGUAAGAGGUGAGUGUAAUAAAAUAAUGAAACCAUUACAUUUCUUUUACUAAAUUGUGUUGACAGCAUAGCUUUGCAGGUUCCUGUGGUUGGUAAUACGAACACAGUGAAACCUGAUGUUCUAUCACAAGAACAUUCAGUUUGUGAUCUGUACCUGCAUAUAUCAUGAGAACUUUGUAGACUUUUCAACUUAAGAACAGUCAAAUGGUAAAUGAUAGGGGUUUCAUUCAAACAUAGAGCUCCUAUGUUAUUACACGCAGACCUAUUGUAUUUAAAAACACAAGGAGACCAGAGUCCAUUAAGUUGCCUAGCCAAAUUUCAUGUGUAUUCUAGGUAAUAGUAUAACUUUUGUUUUUUUCCCCCAAUAAAGUUUAUCGAUGUAUAUUUUUAUAUUGCAAACAUGCUUGCUUAUCUCAGUCUCUCAGCUUAAUACUCCAUAAAACCAAAGUCAUGCCUUAAAGUAAGCUUAAUGUGUAUUUUCUAGUUAAAUCAUUUUCAUAUUAUUCUAAACAUGAGUGCCUUCUUAUGUCAACGAUUUAUUUAUGGAACUUGAACUACUGAUGAUCUUCCUGUGCUCCAAAUAACUGCACUGAUGAGAAAACAGCUGUGAAAUAGUGACACGUCAAGCACAUUCUUUUUCUUCUGUCAUAAUAACUGUAGUAUAUAGGUGGACAAAAGGUAAACACCCAGCUGUUCCCAUGAUGCCUUGCCUGCCUAAAGGAAGUUGUAGGACAAGGACAGAUGUGGGGCUACAUGUUCCAUCCUUGCAGUUGGAAAUAGAUCUGCUUUCCAGAGGAGGUGGUAGGAGCGAAUUUAUUAAGGGGAUUAUUCACUAAACUACAAAUCGGACUUGACUGAAAUUCGUAUCAAGCAAUAAAUUCGAGGCAGGCAAUAAGUCAAGCUGCUAUUUAGCGGAGGUGUAGAAUUUUAUUCAGGUCAACUGUUUUGACCUGUUUAGUCAUUCAGAGUUGAAUAUGUUCCAAUUUGGCGUUUAAACCCUGGCUGUGUGAAUUUACUAACCAGUUAAUCAGCCUGUAUGCAAGGUCGUGUGUGUGUGUGUGUGUGUGUGUGUGUGUGUAUAUUUCUUUUGUAAAAAAUUUUUUUUUUUACAUUUUUGAAAAAAAAGGUUUUCUUGAAUAAAAAGGACAGAAAGAUAAAAUUACAAAUGCUCUGCUUUUUGAUAUUGGAUAGUUUGAUUUUGUAAACUUGCAAGUGAGACCAUUCACAUCACUCUUCAAGAUAUCGUAAUUUAUGUUGUGUGUUUUAAAUCAUGUGUAAUAAAAAAAUAUUAUGUUAUCAAUUUAUUAUAAAUUGAAUGCAUUUGUAGACUUUCCAUUGAUGUUAAAAAUUGAAUUUCACUGAUCCUGCUCAUUUCCCUAGUUAGUUGUGUUUUACUUUGUGUUUAACCCCUUAAGGACCAAACUUCUGUAAUAAAAGGGAAUCAUGACAUGUCACACAUGUCAUGUGUCCUUAAGGGGUUAAAGGCACACUACUGGCACCCAGACCGGUUCAGUACAUUGAAGUGGUCUAGGUGCAGUGACCUUGUCACACGUAGUCCUGUAAUGUAAACCAUUGCAGUUUUAGAGAAUCUGCAACAAUUACCUUGCAGGACUAAGACUGCCUCUAUUGACUGUCUAUCAGACAGCCAUUAGAGGAGCCUCCUGCUUUCUAGGUGAAUUUAGGUCGCCUAACUGACUCUGGACAUCCAACAUCAGUUAAAUCGACAUAGAAAAGCAUUGAAGCAAUGCUUUCCUAUGGGAAGGGGCCUAAUAUGCUUGACGCGCAUGCACAUUAGCCCCCACCCCAUCAGAGGAGGUGGAGCAUCGAGAAAAUUCAGACCACUCAAACUCCAAAUUCAAGAAAGAAGCAAUUCACUCUUUGUGACAGUAACAGAGCUACACAUAGUUUUAGCUAAGAACCAGAAAGGGAGCAUAGAACAUUCCACCCUUUCUCAAAUAGACAGAGGUCAGGGGUGUGUAUAGAUUUAAUGUAUAUAUUUCUAAAUUGUGUGUGUGUGUGUGUGUAUAUAUAUAUUCCCCUUUAGCCAAUCCCAAGGUUAGGGAGAAAAAAACCUUCUGACAUGACAGUCCUGAUAUGUCAUUUCUGUUUGAAAAGGUUAUGAACUGACAAGUGAGGAAAAUGCAUUUUACAAGGCAGUAUUAACUUUUAUGUAAUGCAUAAUGUUAAUUUUCCAUAACCUUUUUUCCCUUUAAAGUGGAAAUGCAUGAUAUUGCAUGGCUUUUGUUUUUGAGCGAGAGUGGAGCGGUGCGGCGUUUUUUUUUCUUUCUUGUUACACCAUACUUGGAGCAUUUCAAUUAUAUCAUAACUAUUGUCAAAUAAACAAGGUAGAUUUUAUGUGCUAUUUGUAUAAUGGCCCCCAAGUUUGAUUUCGAAGAACAAACUACGUAUGUGGCAUUUUAUCUCAGGACUCCCAGCUGCAUUCGAAUUUUUGAAGCAGACUGUACAUUAUAUACCAAGACUUCACACUGGUAAUCACUGCGUAAUCACAGCUGAUUGGGAAAGCUUGUGCAGUUGUAACCAGAGGCAACAUGUUAAAUAAAGUCUCCAUUGUAUAAGAUCCAGUGUAAAUAAUGUGCGUAUACCCUGUUCAGUUCCCGUAAGUCACUUGGAACAUACAUCAUGUUCAGGACGUUUUAUAAAGCGGUGUAACAUGUUUGGAGUAGGUUACAUAAAGCGUACACAUAAACUUCGGAAACGUCAUAAUCCCCUUUUGUGUUGAAAAAGGUUAAAUAAACAACCUAUGAUUACACACAUUGAGGUGAAAGCGUGGGUAACCAGUUAGCCCAAUCAUCCAGUUUCAAUCUCAUUAUGACACUGUUAAUUGUUACCACGUUUUAAGGAGGUUUAUGAAAGCUUUCUUUCUGUAGAAAGGAAGUGGGUGUUUUGAGAUACUUGGGCCAGCAAUGCGUCUACCAUUCAGGAGAUCAGCUAACAGUCUAUUAAGGAUUAGCCAAGAAUGGAGAGAUCAUCAUUGUUAUAUAUUUUUGUUUGUUUGUUUUUUUUUCCUUAAAUGUUUUGUAUACGAUUUUAUUUCCACCAUGUCUAAAGGGAUCUUUUUCUGUUUUACAACCUUUUGGUUUUAUUACAUUUUCUAUUAUACUAGCAGUUUUCUUUGCCAGUUAUUAAAUAAUAUACAUUUAUAAAAAUACUUUAAUAAAACCACACACACAUACUUUAGAACUUUAAUGAGUUAAAUGAGGGCAGAAGUCUUUUCAUAGGGACAUGACUAGGCCUGGUCUCUAUAUUUUCCUCUAUUUUAGGCUCUGGGCUGGGAAAGCAGAUGUUUCAUUGAAAAGCAGCAUCACUAGAUGUUAACUAUUCCCGUGCUUCAGUGUUUACUCCCAUCCUAUGGUGUUUAGUUGUCCCCUAGGCAUUCAGUAGUCUGGACUAGUAGUUAGGACUGUCUGUCCUAAAGGAUUAUGCAGUAAUCAAUUGUAACCUUCACCAAUGGCAUAGCAUUCCACGUUUGUCCACACCAGUAUCAAUCUCUCCAAAGGAAUUGCAAUUAUAUCUCAACAUGUGUUCAUACUCACAUGUAGAAACCUAACUAUAUAAAGUACAGAUAUGCACAUACAUUUGCGUUAAUAUUUGAAUCAAUCUCAAACCUAUCUAAAAUAAAAAAUUUUAACAGCUGGUGUGAUAAAGUAUAUUGGAUAUGUACAGUGCAUAGAAUUGGCUGGGCCUUGGGCAUCAUGGUGAUGCGACUUGCAUAAGUUUACACCUUGUAUAGAAGAAACGACAAUAUUUGCUUUUGGCCCAAAACAUGCCUCUCUGGUGGCCAUCCUGCAGACCACCAAUACAGCUGGUUCCAAUUUUAGAUCCUUCAAUUUUCUAAGGACUACUUAGAAUAAUGCUGAACACCGUUAAUGCACAAAGAGAAGCAUUGGAGUCAAUACUUCUUCUAGACAAGCAUUCAUGCACCAUAUGUCUAGUUAGCGAUCUAAAUUGAGAAUUCAAAGUGAAUUUUAAAGUUAAGGUUAAAGUAGCCAAACUAGAAAAAAUGCUCCUUCAGUUUGGCUGCUAUGGCCUUAAAUUUGAAAUUCACUUUAAAUUUUCAGUUAUCAAAUCUGUGAACUUCAUUUACCCAAGUUCUAAAUGAACAACUCUAAAAUGGUGACACUAAACAUAUUAUUAUGCUUGUUCUAUAAUUCAGAACUUUUUAAGACUGAACAUUAGCACCCCUAUGUUUUUAAAAAUAAAAAUGUCCAUCACGUACAUUGACUUCAUGGGGAUUAUAUGAUAUAGACCAACAGCUGAAGAGUUAAAGUCAGCACACAGUGUGACAAUUGGUGAUCAAACUGGAUAACUAUAAUGUGUAUUGCAAAAUAUGUGAGCUAGUGUAAUCCAGCUAAUGGCAGGCCUCAAAUAACCUCAGAGACUAGGUAGAAAAUCCUCUGAUCUUCUGAAGAGAUUGAGCUGCUGUAUGUUUGUCUGUGAUAACAGAAAUCCAUUGAAACUAUUCCUUGUGUUAACCAAGCUCUCUGAAGCUUCAAAGAUUGGUGUGGAGAAUUUGGUCCGUACAGAGUUUGGCAUUUCAUUAAUUCACCAACUCACUGAGAUGUAUCCUUCAUGUCUGUGUUUGCAUUCUUACUCCAACAAGGCUUCCAACACAUUUGACACUAUGUGGCUGCUUACUGUACAUAUGCAUGCAAAUGCAGACAUUGUUUAAAGGACCACUCUAGGCACCCAGACCACUUCAGCUUAAUGAAGUGGUCUGGGUGCCAGGUCCAGCUAGGGUUAACCCUUUUUUUAAUAAACAUAGCAGUUUCAGAGAAACUGCUAUGUUUAUGUUAGGGUUAAUCCAGCCUCCAAAUCCUCUAGUGGCUGUCUCAUUGACAGCCGCUAGAUGCGCAUGCGUGAUUCUCACUGGGAAAAUCACAGUGAGAACACGCAAGCGUCCAUAGGAAAGCAUUAUGAAUGCUUUCCUAUGAGACCAGCUCAAUGCGCGCGCAGCUCUUGCCGCGCGUGCGCAGCUCUUGCCGCGCGUGCGCAUUCAGCCGAAAGGGAGGAUUGGAGGCGGAGAGGAGGAGGAGAGCUCCCUGCCCGGCGCUGGAAAAAAGGUAAGUUUUAACCCUUUACUCUCCCCAGAGCCGGGCGGGAGGGGGACCCUGAGGGUGGGGGCACCCUCAGGGCACUCUUGUGCCAGGAAAACGAGUAUGUUUUCCUGGCACUAUAGUGGUCCUUUAAGCUUUGUAGAUAUAUUUGGAAUAAAUGCUAAAACAAGCUAAACAAGGCCAGAUAUAGGCAGGAUGGAUUUACAUACCAGGUGCCUGUAGGUACAGACUUCAAAGGCACCCAACGUAAAAAAAAAAGACAGAUAAAGUAAGCUUAAUCAGUGUACUAACUGGACAUUGCUUUCAAUGUGCUGUCAUGUAACAUUGGCACUCGUAAUAACUACCAAAGAUAGCCAGUACACAGAUGGGCUUGUUCACUAAACACCACAUUUUAAUAAAUGUAAAAAAAAAUCGCAAAAUUUUUACUAAAAUAACUUCCUAAUCAGUGACUAUAACUGAGUGGGAAAUUUGUUGAUUGAUUUUACAAAUCAGCAGUUUUGCCUAUUUUAGUUACCGGUAGUUAUUGCUUGCUACAGUCCAGAUACCAAGGACAUUGUAAAUAUGCAGGCAAUGAGGAAAACCAAAUCUAAGCAUGGGUCAGUAUGGCUCUAUGGCCCUUCAGGAAAGCAGUUCAAGAGACAACACUGCUGCAUAUAAAUCAUAACACUCUAUGACCGUAUUCAAAUGAUUCUAAAGAAUGACACUGAAUGAAAACAUGAGUGUGAAAGCACUCUCUCUUUCACAUGACAUGAGAAGAAAACAGUUCAUCAACUGCUUGCCUCUAUAACAGGAAUGUACAGAAUAAUGUGAGAAUGCAAUGAAACUAAAACAGGGGAAAAUACAAAAUCUUGUACUCAGUUUGUCUGCUAACUACACAAACCCUGCAUAAUAUAGAUUAGAUGUUGUUCCUUAGUAUUUUCUCUUGGGAAAACAUAGCAGAGCUUUUCAUGAGCUAUAAUGACACACGGCAGUUAAACGUACGUGGACCGCAUUAAAACUUUGGCAAGAAAUGUCAAAUUAACUGACUCUAAUCUCUGCAGCUUGCUACAGAUUGUUAUAAGAUUGUGUUGCGAUCUUGCUCCGUAACAUUUUGUACUGGGCAGCGUAAUCCCAUAUUCCUUUCCUCUCCAGGCAUUUGGAAUACGAUUUGGUAUCUUAAAAUGAUAACAACAACAUGCCCUUAUAUAGCACCUUUCUACUCAAACUCAGGCAAUGCAUUCUUAAGACAUGGACACAUCCUUUUCAUGGUGCGUUAUGACACGGCUCUGAUUUUUAUCUCAUAGUAAAAACUGUUGAUUGUAUUCACAAUGUUGGAUGUAGAAGAAAAUUACCUUCACGUGCAAGUUGAUAUUUAUAUAUCGUAGCGUUGUAUGCAGUGCACUCUGAUUAGAACUAGUUUAGAAAUCCGUGUGUAGGUCUACAAUCGUGUGAAAGUUGAGCACCAACAUUGCAUAAUGCUAGUGUAGCAUCAUAACUGUAUUGUUAUUCAAUAUACAACCCACAACCAACAAAUGUAACCUGUGGAAGAUUUAUUGAGUGUAAAGAGUUGUCAUCUGAGUUUUCAAACUUGUCACCCCCAUGAUAAAGUUGCUCCACCGAAUCUAUAAUUCAGUAAGGAAUGUUCAAAGCAAACCUUGACACAAGAGGUGUGUAUUAUCAAUGGGCCAUUUGUUAGAAGAUGGCAGAUCAUAGAAUCUACCUAUUUGAUUAAGAUUGCCAUUUUCUUUCUAAAGAAGCUAUAAUCUAAAGGCAUGCAUUGUGUAGGGUGUCACAUUUUAUUGACAGUGGCUCAUAUAAUGCUCCAAUUAUUGUUAGUUAUGUUUUAUAUAAUCCUCUGUCCACAAAAAGAUUAAGAUUGCAGAGCUCAAUAAAGGGUCUCGUGAACCAUUUUUUUUUUUUUGAUUUGAUAGGUGUGCCCAGGCACUCCCUAAUGCAAUUAUGAUUCUUUCCACACUGAUAACCUUUAAGAUGCCUUCCUGAACUUUUCCAUCAUAUUACUUGCUCUAUAUUGAGUAUGAAAAUUAGUUUAAGAUUUAUUUAAUUUCUUUCAUGAUCAUUCCAGAGUAAUUCUAGAUGUAAAAACAGAUGGACUUUUUAUUGUAAAAAUGCUCACACCCCAAUGUGCUACCCUUACUUAUGAUUGAUUUUAUUGCAUUUGUGAUUCAUCUAGCCUUGCAGUUAUAUAAAUAUGGUUAAAUGCUAUUUUUAACGGAGUCACACACAAACCUUCCUAUCUGAUGGUUAAAUCUGUGCACAAGGAAUUGCCCGCUGAGCCUGUCAGUGAGUUCAGUCAGCCAGGAAGGUUUGGUAUACAUGUUAAUCUGCCUUGCAGGAAAACAUGUGACUUUAUUUUCAUUCUUGCACAAGUUAAGUGCAUCAGUAAUUUAGCAGUACUAGUAACUUAACCAUUCUGGUUUAGCUUGUACACUCUUGUUAUGGCAGGAAGUUUCUGGUGUAUCUUUACUCUAGCAUUUAUCAGACUUAAAGGAUCACUAUAGUGUCAGCGGUUUUCCUGACAGUAUAGUGACCUGAGGGUGCCCCCAUCCUCAGAGACCCCCUCCAGUGGUGCUGAAGGGGUUAAAACCCCUUCAGCAGCUUACCUUAUUCCAGCGCCAGGUUCCCUCGGUGCUGGUGACCUCUUCUCCCCCGCCGAUGUCAGCUCCUGAGUGGAGCAGAAUGCGCGUGUACAGCAAGAGCAGCACGCGCAUUCUAUCAGUCCAUAGGAAAAUGUAUCUGCAUCUUUUAUUAUCCUUUGCAUGCUAACAAUCUCAAAGGGCAAUUUUCACCACCAUUAUCUGUGUGUCUGCCUCUUUACCUAUCUCUUAUUUUUUUCUUUUUUUCUUUCCUCUAUGACAGAUCAAGAAAAAGCACACUUUCAAAUAUGCAUAUUAAGACGCAAAGAGACUGCGUUUACCUUUAACACACUCCACCCAUGGGCUGCAUACCUCCUCAAGCAGAAGGUGGCCCUCUGCAGUAGUUCUCAUACUGAAAUCUGCUUUGCAAUUAGUUUCAAGGAAAAAAAAUAUUAUUCUACUUUUUGAACAGUUUGUAGUAUCGAAAGUCCUGAAUCACAAGGGAAUUCCCUUUUUCAUUAAAAAUGAAACUUUUGAUUCCAGUCAUAACUUUGCUCCUGGUCAUUGCAGCAGCGUUACGGAAUUUACUGGCGCUUUAUAAAAAAUAAAAUAAUAAUAAUGGCAGCUUACAAAAUGUUCAUUGUCACAUCGCAAAUAUAGGACUCGUAACUAAUAUAGCUUAAGUGUCAGACGUGUGUGUGUGUGUGUAUUAUGUGUAUAUAUAAAUAUAAUAGAAAUGUUGUUUUGACUCUGAUAUUCAUGCUGUUCCUAUAGCGACAUAGACUAGUUUAACAGAAAUCGUUUUUGAUUAUGCUGAAUGGAAUGUUUUGUUCACAAGUGAACCAGGAACAGUUGUUGCUUAGGGCUGAGGAAGUGCUUAGUUUGAUGAUUUACCUCUGAUUACUUCCAAGAUAGCAAGGCCAGCUCACAUUCCCUUCUUCAGUGUGUGUAAACCGCUUAAAGAAUAUAAAUAAUAAAAAAAAAAUCCAAGGUACUUUUUGCAUGAAGAAUAAUGCUCUAGUGUUUUGUGACUGUUUAAUGGAGACUCCAAACACUGAUACAGCAUAUGCUCCUUAUGAGUUAUGAUUCAACUAGCUCCUUGUUGUCAUACAGAGAACAAUGUAAAAUAAUGAACUGUUUCUGAUGGAGGAAAACAAUCCCUUUUUUUUUUUUCUUUGUGUUAAAAAUUCAUUGAGAAUUUGCUGCUGCUCUCGUGAAGUUCCUUAAACGUGAGAAUGUUGAAGCAGGGCAGCAUUGUAGAUUGAAUGAUUCAUAACUUUCCUUUAGAAUAUGACAAGCUGAUUCUCCUAACUGACUUGGAAGGAAUGUGGGCUGGUCCUGACAUGAACAGCAUUUCAAAGAGAGAGACGGCACAUAAACUAUAGCAAGUAUAGGCUUCAAAGGGCAGCCAAGAGGUCACUGCACAUAAUACAACCAUAUGGUAAAUAGCCAGCUGAAGGGGAAAACUUCCAUACAGGUUCUGAUUGUACCCAUUAACUCUUUGUUGUCUCAGUGAUGGCAAAGAAAAAUAAAGCUACAUUUUAUCAGAUUUUUCUCACUUUGUCACAUGGAGUAAAAUAGUGAUUUAGUACCCAGAUCCAUCAACAUUAACUAAAACCACUGUAUAAUGUAACCGUUGUUGGUGAUUAUAAAUAGCUCUAACAAAGAUGAAGGCAGCGGCUGCCCUUAAAAGACCCCAGGCUUUGCCUGUGAGUUCAGGAUUAGAGUGGGUGUUGACGCUCAGCAUGUGCACAUUGCCAAAAUUGUAUUCAAGGUCAGGGGAAGUCUGAAUGAAGUGAGCUAAUAAUCUGUUUUAUUGGGAGACCAAAGGUACUGCCUUGCAAAGCACAUAUUAUGUAUGAGCAGAUGGAAGGACCAGAGUGAGAGUGUUUAGUGGGGUUUAUAUGUUAUGUAAAGGAAACGUAAAACAUUACUAAUAAAAUAAACACACAGGAACACAACACACAGUGGAAGGCUGUGGCUUUUACUGAAAGGAAUUUAAAAACCUCUUUAACUUCAAAUAUGUUGCUUACAACACAAUUGUAUAACUAAUCAUAUCACAUUUAACACCCAGAGGAAAACACCACAUUGUGGCCUUUUAAUAGCCCAUAUAACACCAUAUACUAUUUUUAACCUCCCCUACCAUUUAUUUAGACAGGCAAAUCAAGAUUCCAAAUAAAAAUGUAAUAAAAUUUAUAUAAGUGUGGGAGAGAGGGAAACUGCAUAAACGUUAAAUUUAUAGUGUAUUUAUGGCGGUCUGUGAGAUUUACCUCACUGACUGCCGCUUAUAGCGCCCCAUUGUCUGCUCAAAAAAAACAAAACCCUGGCUCCCAGCCAAUAGGGAAGAAAAAAACUAUUGACCCCUCCAUUCCUUCCAAACACAAACCGACAUUGGUCCCUAGACAUGGGGUUGGUAACCCCUUUACAUAAAGUAGGAAAAGUAGCGUGGUCAAGGAACUGAAGGUAAGUCGUGUAGCGUUUCAUUGGGAAAACAAAACACGAACAGUAAAACUGCUACGUGUUUUAUAUUUUUGUGACACCGCAAAACCCAGGCUUAGAGAAUUGAAUAAGCAGUAAUUUACAUUUCUCUAAAACCACAUGCAUGUUAUCAUUGUGCAAGAAUUGUCAGGUUAGUGAUGGCUGCAAAGAUAUAAAUUAUCAGAGUAAUGUUUAUUGAAGGCCUUUGGCAUUUUGCUUUGUAUACCUUUGUUCUAUACGAAAAGAAUGUUUAUAACAAACACGGCUAAUACGAGUUCCCUAAGUUCAGCGUCUAGAAGCGUAGUUUCUCAUAUCCAUCUCUGCUUUAUAUUUGGUCUAUAUAUUUAAGAAAAAACGACUGUAAAGCUUGUUUUUGUUUGCAUCCUUCCUUCUCUAUUCCAUGUGUGUAAACGAGAACAGUGACUCAGACGUGUAAUAUAAUAUAUUAACAUGGCAGGCAACAAUGAACUACACAGUAUGUGGCAUUUUUCUUUGUGUGCUAAUAAUUUAAUAAUCACACUGUCUUGCAAAUGUGUCUACCUUCUUUUGACAAUGCUGUGUCUUGAAAACAAAGAUGUUUGCUACAGAGCUCUCACCAUGUUCAGAUAAAACGAAACAUUUUCGAAUCUUGUUUUAUAUUUUGUAUUUCAUUACAAUAUCCAUUUUUGUUCUUGAUUUUUCUAAAGGAACAGUAGCUUGCAGUUUGUCCUUGACCCAUGACACAAAGGCCAAAAUUGUAAAAAAAACACACAAAAAAAACAAAAAACAAAGGGGGGAGGUGGGGCUUUUGCCAGAGUGUUAAUAGCCUUUGCUGUAAUCAAACAUAAUUGAUAAACUGACUGUCCAUUACCCACAAUCUCUCCUAUUAAGGUAGUUGUCUCUUUGGAUAUUGUGUGGAUCCUGAUAGUUCUUGUGAAUAAAAAGAGACGGGUUGCUGUUGUUUACAUUUUGUUGGUAAACCCCUUUCCCUAUCUUCCAAGAGAGCACUUCCUUUCUUGGCAGAUGGGAGCCUCAAGGCCCUGCACCUGCCAUGACAAGCAAGACACACUAAUAAUCUACCCCAGCGCUGCUGUUUACAAUAGGCUAAUGAUUGCAUGCCAUCUGCCUCACAGUUACAAUACAAAAUAGGAGCAAAGAUUUCUCCUUCAAUGGGGGAAGGCCAUUUUUUUUUUAUUAUUAUUAUUAUUUUUUUUAUGAGACCACAAGCAAGUUUAAGAGAAUGCAAGCAAGAUCAAAUUUUGGGGGAAAAAACUUGAUUCAUAGGUGCUUUGCCUGAGUUUAGAGAUCUGAGUUGUUGGCAUUCAUUUGACGGUUACCUAACCAUUGAAAGAAAAAUAUCUCACAUUUAAAAACAAAAAAAAUAUAUAUUUUUUCUAGCUUCCACAGUGAAUGCAUUUUGAGGAUUUAUUUGUUGAUUAUAAAUGUUUGCCCAUUGUGUGUUAAGUUCAUUUCUUCAUUUUCGUGUUGUGUGCUAUAGUCCUAAUCAAGCAGUUAAUUAAACAGGAAUAUGCAAUAGACAUGGGUUUAUUGUACUAGGUUGUUAUUUUUUUUUUACUCUUGCUAAAUUGCAGUUCAAGGAGAUCUGUAGUAGUGACUUGCAGGCUGGAAUGUGUGAUCUUGUUAAACGGGUUCAAAGGACUUAACCCUCUGAGUGCUAGGGAGUUGAGUAAUCUGUUUCAUGAGAAAGUGUUGAUCACCUCUAGCACGUUAAAAGAAAAAGAAAAGAAAAGAACUAUAACAAUCCUUUUGUUCUAAAAUAGUUUGUAUUCUGGAAAAACCUGUUCAGCUCUCUAAUAUUUAGUUUCUGACUUCUACAUUUAAGAACAUUUUGUUGUUGACUGGUGCCUUUAGGUAUUGUUUUUCAAGUAAUCAUGGAGAUGACUUGCUGAAGCCAUUUGCCUGGAAAACCAUUUUAUUUAAAUGAACCAGGUCAAACUAUUUUAGCAAAAGCUGUAUAAAUCUAAGUAGCAGAGCAUCAGGUACAGAGUCCCUUUUAGGGUAUUUGCUUUCCUAUGUAUGUGGCACGUGAUACAAAUGAUCUUGUUAAAGGAGAGAAUGUAGUUUAACUCUUCAGAGAACAAAAUUAUCUUUGCCUGUGGGCACUACAUCAGCCAUAAUCCCUAAGUCUCCCGAGAAUGUCUACCACUCUCUGAUAAACUGCCUAUUUUGGGUCCAGUGACCUGCAAUCCCUCAUUUCCAGCCCAGUGUUUCACUUCUUGAGGACAAUAAAGCAAAGAAGGAUUAAGAUCACACAGAGCCCUAAGCAGGUUGCUGGUUUGGAACGUACUCUUCAUUCUUCAACUAGAGAUGGUGAAUGGGGCCAAACAAAUUUAUAGUUCUGUGCCUAGGUAGAUGUGAAACUGUAAGGUAAUUAUUAAUCCUGCUCUGCAAUGGGGAAAAUAUCUGAUGAAGGCUCCUAAUUGUCUGUGUGGCUAUUAUGCUCUUGUGCAACCAUAUAACCAAUAUCAACCACCGUUAUUGUUUGGUGCUGUUCAUUAUAAUGUGCUUAAUGUCUGCUAUAAUUGCUUUGUCUUUCAGUUUUAUAAGCACAAGUCGACCGCAUAUGUGAUAGAGGCCCAGUUAUAAUUUUGGAAUCUUACUAGUCCGUUGAUAGAACUUUGAGUUCCUUGAUAUAAGCCAAGAUGUCCUUGCUAUAUUAAAAGAAAACCCUGCCCAAAGAUCACCCAGAGUUUGCACUGUAUUAAGAAGGAUUACAUGACGCAUAGGAUUAGACAUUGUUGAGCAGCUUGUUUUAAUGGAAAGGGUCAGAGAUGGUGGCUUUAGUGUAAUGCCAAACUGGCUGAUACCAGUAUCAACAGGGAAAGUUUAUUGCCACUCACGGGACAUAUGUAAACAAAUCUCCUUUGUAAGCCGGUUAUAUGUCACCUGUUACUUCCUUCUUUUUAUCAAUAGUCAAUGCCACUAUCACAUUGAUGUAAGGCAGGAAUGCCAACAUUGACGAUAUAUUUUAUGAAGCAGUUUGCUUUUCAUGCCGUGUUACCUUCAUGCAAGGAUAUGACAUGCUCACCCCUCACAUAAGGAAACAUUGCGUUGAAGCAUAAAGUGUAAUUAAGCUCUGAAAACCUUUAACAGGAAAUCAUAUAAUGGCAUCUAAAUAUAAUUCAAACAAGCAGCCAUGCGUGUAACACAGAAAACACCCAAAAUCAUGCGUAAAAUGUUGAUUUCACAUAUAGUCAUCUUGUAUCUCUGACAGAAUAUAGUGAUUUUGCUGUAAUCGUAUUUUAAAAAAUAGGCACGGAGUUCCCUUUAAUACCACUGCUAGUACACAGUCUAUCGCUUAUAAGAAAAAAAGUUCUCCACUCUACAUUGUAGCUAAAGAGGAUGCAUGUGGUUACAAGAAGGUGAAUAUAAAAUAACACAAAGGUAAGAUAGACUAUAUAGUGUCAGUAAAGGUAAUUAUGACCAAAUUAAUUGAUUGCUUUUGCUUGGGCUUCCUAUGUAUCUGUUUGCAGAUUGGCUGUUUGAUAUGGUCUCGUUUUCGCAGAGAGGCUGUAAUUGGUGUCCGCAGUAGAAUGGCUCAUUCUGGAUUGAGGUGUGUACUUUGAAGGUUACUGUAGGGUAUCUUCCGUAUCCAUUCAGCACCUGUUACUUGUGUAAAUGAAAAGCUUCCGUUUACACUUCUCAUCUGUUCAAUUUGCACCUGAAGCAAACAAACAGGAACACUGGAUAAUGUUGUUUACUGGUAAAGUUUAAAGAUCUGAUCGACUCUAGAGUAGUUUGAUAUGUUAAAUGGGAAGAAAUGUAAAAAUUAAACAAUUAAAUAAAUAAAAAACAUAAUGUAAAGACACUAGAGUAGUCUAGUGUGUGUAUAUAAUAAUAUAGAAAUAUCACUGUUAAUAACAUUUCAAUAUGGAUCUACCCACAAAACCAAUAAAAUUCUUGAAAGGGCAUAAAACCAGUCUGUGGCUUUGUAUACAAUACAAUAAUUUUGCAGCAGUUUUUAGAUAAUUUUUUAAUUGUAGUUUUACCAACCAACCCACUAGUGUAUAUUUGGAGAACUUCGUAACCUUUCCAGUGUUUUCUGUUUUUUCUGUACCAGUUACACAACAUUUUCUAUAUGUCCCGAGGAAGAAACUUUAGUUGUCUUGAAUUGUUUAAAUAAACUGAACAUAAUUCAAGACUAGUUUUGUCAAGGAAUUUCUGCUUUGUGGCAGUUAAGUGGUAUCAAAGAGAUCUUUAAAAGUUAUAAGCUUAAAUGGUCAACCAAUCAGGAAGAGGGAGCGUCAGUCUGAAAAUAUUUACAUUCAAAGCAUAAGAAAGCGGCCAUAAAAGUGCAAUUUGUUUAAUUUUUUUUUUCCUGUAAUAUUCUUUUUUUUUUUUUAUUAAUUAGAAAACAGCAGACGUGAGUAAUGUUAUGAUUGUGAGGUUGUAGACAUAUACAAUAAUUAUGUAACAUCAAUAUGAUAUAGUACAAUAUGCUUUAUACAUACAUACCAAAAAAAAUAAAAAAAUAAACUCUUAGCCAGUCGGAGACAUUGUUCAAGUGAAAUUAACAGAAGGUCCCAGCUGGUAUGUGAUGAAAAAAAGGAUAUCAUCAAUAGAAGCUUGGAGAUAGUGCCUUGGUAAUCAUAUAAUCCAUAGAUGAUAGAUAACUACAACAUUGUGAAAGUAAGAGGGAGAAGACCAUAGCCUGGUGAUUCUUUAAAUUUGAAUUUGAUUGAGACUUGGCAAUAGGGUUAUAGUUAGGAUAUCUGUGUUACCAUUGAACACUGGCAUUCAUUUCAAAAUGUAAUUUAUCAAAGCUGUAUUCCUAACACCCUAAUAACCCUUUAACCACUUUCCCCGAUUCCACUUGUGUAAACUGAUUUUGGUAACCCUAUGCGCAUGAGCAGUGAUUCCUGAAAUUCAGCUUUGUUUCAAGAGUGGAGCUGUAACUUUUCACUGAGCACCUUUAGUCACUUGGUUUAAGCUUGUAAAAUUUCAUUGUUGGACACUGGUCUUUAACACUCUUUUACUUUAUUUAAUGGGAGGAUGUUUAAAAGGGCAGAUUAAAUGCAUGUUUGCAUUAUGCUACAGUCUCUGUCCGUUAUUCUACUUGCGUAUGCAGAAUAACAUUUGCUUGUCUUUGUUUGAGGGAAUCUCCCUGUGUACACAUAGAAAAGUCCAGAGUGCUCAAAUGAGCAUUGCUAAAUCUUUCAUGACCACGUCAUUAGCUGUAUUAAUGAUGUCAAAUUUCAUAUCAUGUUGACUUAAAUGUCACAAUAUGUGUAAAAUAAACAGACAACCGUGGGACAGUAAACUCCUACAGUAAAUAUCCAUUCCAGUUCUUGCAUGUAAAGAAUUUAAACAGGAAGAAGUCAUUUCCCUUCUUGUCUUGUGUGACAGAUGGAAUACAGGGAUGCAGAAGGUAGAUGGUGGCAAUUCACAAUACCUUAACCUUUUCAUUUGCCAGAAGACACAUACCCAUAAGGCCCAUAAAGUACUUACCUCUUCAGUGUGUUAUACUAAUUCUAAUUACCAUAAUCAUACAGGACAAAUAUGUUUGUGCAAUAAAAACAGAACUUCAGCAUUUAAAAAAAAUUCUACUCUUUUAUGUCAGAGACUGUUGGCCCAUAAAUGCUCUUGGUUUUCUCACUAUGCUGCUUUGUUGGACUAUGCAUUGUAUAUAUAGCAUGGUAUUUAGUUUCCCCUUUCUCAGUAAUCAACCAACUCCUCUGUUUGAUGUGCAUAAACCUCGAGUACUUUUGACAGUUCCUAAACAUGUGCAUGUAAGUCUCUGCUAAUACCAAUUAAGGUUGGCAUUGCUGGAGGUGGCUCGAAUGUGUUGCACCCUGUUUUGGCAGCAUAAUUUUGUAGAAUUCCUGGAAUCUGCACUUAUAGGAGUUAUUUUUUUUUUUUAUUAUUAUUAUUAUUUUUUUUAAGAGUUCUUUCUUGAACUUGUGAAGAAACUUCAGCUGAUGCAAAAUGAAGAUCUUUCACUGCUUCAAAACAAAGUUGUUUUCCUAGCACUAUAGUGAAUAACAACCCCCCGCAUGUGGCGCUGAAAUGAUUAAAACCCUUCUAUAACUUACAUGAUUCCAGUGCCAAUGUCCCGUGGCGCUGGGUCAGAUUUUGCCUUCCUCUCUUCUUUUACUGAUGUCAGUCUAUGGGGGGGACCUAACGCGCACGUGCGGCGAGUGCUGUGCUCGCAUUAGGACUACCCCAAAGGAAAGCAUUGCUCAAUGCUUUGCUAUGGGGUUUUAGAUGACGCUUGAUGUCCUUUAUGCAGAGCAUGAGGCUGUCCAAUGCCAGGCGACCAAAAGUCAUCUAAUCACUCGGAGGGGCUUCUAGUGGAUGUCUGAUAGACAGCCACUAGAGAUGGAGUUAAUCCUGCAAGGUAAUUAUUCCAGUUUAUCAAUAACUGCAAUAACUAGAAUUGCAGAGUUAAGGGGACAAUGAGCUGGACUGGUCUGGGUGCUUAUAGUGUCCCUUUAAACUAUACUUUCCUUCUUCCUAAUUGGUUUAAUUGUUGCAGCAAUGUUCUAAUUAUUAUGUUGAUGUUCUCAUGUCCUCUUUAAUUGGGUCAAAUUACAAAUAAAAAUUAAAAUUGAUUGAUUGGCCAAUGCGCUGGAAUAUAGUGUAUUUUUUGGUUUUGAGCUCAAGUACAAUAGCAGCUGAAAUGUAACUACAUUCAUGAACUGAUAAAGGAAUAUCACUAGCGUUAUUAUUUUACUAGUGUAUUUACAUGCACAAAGAGUUAUAUACUAUGUAACAAUAUACAUUUUUCCACAGAAUUUAUAAGAAGGCAUAUAUUACUUGCUGACAUUUGUCGAAACUGACCUGUGAGCAUUUAAUAAUCAAAGAAAGUAUGAUUACUGUUUUCUGAAGCUAUAACAAGUGAAAAGUGUUAGCAAAUGCAAAAUAGAAAGAGUUUCUAGAGCAUUUUUGUGAUUAUUAUGUUAUAUAUGUAUUGCAUUGUAGAAACAAAUGCUAAUUUUUGGUAGAAAAUAAUUGUUUGAGGGGGACCUUAUUAUUCCUCAGUCAUGUUUUUGCACAAUAUUGCAUUUUGAUGAGGUUUUGGGAUGCUGUUCUGUUUUUGCAGACUUGCCUUGUUCCUCCAUCAUUGUAAACAAACAAAGCCUUGGAAUUGUGCCCUAACCGGAUCAGCAUAGCUUUUUAGCAUAAGCUGGAAACCUGUCACCCUAACCUUCUUGCUGUAAAUAGACCAGCAUGAUAUGCAGACUUCUCUGACGUCGCAGAGCCCUUGAAGAAAUGUAGUACAGUGCUAAUUACCAACUGAAGAUUACGAGACUUGCGUUUUUACACAAGAGGAGUAUAACAUAUCUGGCCAUUUUCAUCUGGCAGCUGCUAUGGAAAUAUUAGGCAGAUUUCUCCUUAAUAGCAUUGCUACGGUUUCUUUAGAUACCGUAAGAUGUUUGAUUUUUGUUAUUUUUGAUAACUAUGAACUGCAAAGGGUAUUGGAUUUUUUUUUGUUUUGUUUAAUUUUAUGUUUAACUUUUAUUUUUUAUAAACAUGUUUCUUUUUUCGUUCUGUUUCUCACACAGCUGAGAUUUCCCUCCUUGUCUUAUUGAAUAAGAAUACAUAUAUACAUAAACAUAAUGGAAACCACAGAAGUUAUAUAGGUUGCUAUCAGCAGCUGUUCUGUGCAAUACAGAAUAGCUUUGUUGCCAACAUUUUACUAAACAAAGAUGGAUGAGUUUCUGUAAUCUUUUUCUAUUACUUAGAAGGGAAUCUAUCUGGCCUAUUCAUUGAAAUAGAUGAGUCAUGAUAGGACUUUGUUUUAGGUGCGGCUUUGUGUGUUGGUGGCAAAGUAAUAUCUGGUUAUUAUAGGCUAAAAUAUAUGUUUCAAGCUAUAUUCUCAAGGCUGUUAAAGGGAUUUUAUGCCCAGAGAAUAACGCAAUUUAUACUUAAAACUGGUAAUUGGUUGUAGUAUUCUAUUUAUGACCAUGCUGUUAUUAGUGUUAAUUCAAAUUAAUAGUCACUGAUAUUUACAUAGACUUUAUGCACAAUAGCAUCCCAUGAUCCUUGCAAAGACUAUGCUGCAAGGAGUUUCCUAUCACCAAUAUCAACCUAAAUAUACCUGCAGAGAUUUUCACAUAUUGCGGCAGCUGUAAGGCCAUCCGAUCAUUGAAAAAUACCUCCUAGCUUGGUGGGAGGGAUAAAAAGAAAGUAGACCAUUGAUGCAAUUUGUGUCACUGGCUCCACCAAAAGUUUCAGCCUCACCAAGAAAGGGGUCCAUCCGUAGAGUUCCCAAUCAGGCAUGCUGGCAACUGAGGGUAGACCAUGCAGGGAGCUCAGUGCUACAUUACCCUGAACAUCCAUUGAUGCACUCAUGCUAUGCCUGUUGGGGACAUUUCUUUGGUGUCCCCAAAAGGGAACUAAGCCAAGACGGUGGGAAAGGACCAAAAAUUUAGGAAUGUCCUGUUGAAAUCAGGACAGUUGUAAGGCCUGGUUCAAAAUAUACACAAACUUUCUGAAAUCAAAUGAAUUGUAUGCUCACAUUCUCCCCAUUACCACUAAUAGCUUCUUAUAUGUGUGGAAGGUAUCGGACUGCUUCUGUGGCAGUUCUAUUCUUCCAUUCCAUGCAUAAAACUAACUUUCAAGUACUAAACAGAAGCUCUUGCUGUGCCCUCACAAAACAGAUUACUGGAUAAGUGCAAAUUUUAUUUGACUGGUUCAUCAUAUAAGUUACCUCCAAGAUCAUAGAUAAGUUAACAUUUUCAAAAAGCAUCAGCUGCACAGUUUGUUAGAGAUCUGCUGUUAAGUCUUUGUUUUGAAUAUUAGGAAUAAAGCAUAUGUGAAAUAAUACUGAAAUUUGCUAGAUAAUAUGUGAAUUUAUUUAAGGGGAUUACAAUAUAAUGGCAAAACUAUAUUAACCUCUAUAUAAUGCACCAAUGCUGUGUUAUAUUCAGCUUGGGAAGAUGAUGAUUUAAAAUUUAUCCCUGGCUUUCCAAUUCUGAAACUAUAUUUACAUGGUAUCCCUGUAAGAACAAAAACUGCAUCCUUUUCUUUAGUUUUUCUGCAAUCAAUAAAAAAGAACCCCUACAACAGCAAGAGUUUAAAAUGGUUUGUUUAUAGGGCUAUAAAUCUGUCGAUUUCAAUAAUUCAGUCAGUUUUCAAUAAUUUUUUCUCUAUUUAUCUUUCUCAGUAUCAUAAUAAUAUUAUUCUGUAUUUGCCUAAUUUAAUUCUAACCACAUUAUGUUUACCUUGUGUUUCUAGAAUGAAGACAGUGGCUCAAAAUCUCACACUACAAAGAGAACGUUGGGCCUACAUAUUAUGAUCAGAUGCUGCUAAAGUUUCACUUUUUUCCCGCUAAGGCGGCUUGGACUGUUCCCGCUCAGGUAUAUACUGUGGUUGAGAUGGCAUUAGAACGACUUUCAUGACAGAGACCUGCGUCAGUGCAGUUUGACGGCAUUAAUUUUCUUUCUACCAUUUUGAUACACUUGACUUUAAACUUACAAAUUCUUUCAAGUCCAUAAGAAACACACGGCCAGAGCUAUCAUCAAACUUCUUUGUUUAUUCUACUGUUGACUGGGAGAUUGAUGGACACCAUAUGAAGAAGAAACAUAUGGCAUAUUUUACUCUUAACAUACUGUUUGUCCUACCUCAGUAAACAAUAACAAAGCAAGAAAAAUGGUUUUCAAACCUUGGGAGUAUCAUUGUAAUGGGUAUUGCUAUUAACACUUACUGGCAUAUUUAUGGAUUAAUAAUAAUUUUAUUAUUAUAUACAUGUAUGUAUUUUAUUUUAUGUUUUUAAUUUUAACUGUGCAAUGACGUUUCUGGAGAAUAUCUUCAGCCUUAUGAAACCAUAAUAAAAAGACUUUGUUGCUUGUCAGAUCAAAAUUACUAGGUACACAGUUUACUUAGAUGAUUGUCACACUAGUGUACCAAACGAAACAACGGCACUGUUUUUGAAUUGUUAUUUACAUGGUUCAGAUUUUCUAUCUGAAAGUGGACCAAAAAUUAUAAAUGUGACUACUGGACAGGUUUUUUUCUUUCUCUUGAAAGCUGCACAACAAAAGAGUUGGACUAGCAGCUUUUUAAAACGCACACCAACAGACAGAAGUGUGAUGUAUGUCACUAACUUAAACAAUUCAAAAUAUAUGUACACUAUCACCAUGAAGAGAUUUUAUGUGUGUGUUCACAGAUAAUUUAAUGUACUUUUUUGUAUUAUUAUUAUUAUUUUUAUUUUUUUUUAAAUAAAGGUACCUAUUGAAUAAUGAUUGUAAUAUACACAGAAAUCAACUACAUUGCUCCUAACCAAAAAAAUUCAAUUUCUUUGUCAGAAAACAGAGUAUCCAUCUUUGGCAACAUGAUUCUGAGCAUACUAGGCUAGCUUAUUUGCAUGGUUCUUCCUGGCUGAACAAAGAUGCCAACCAUUUUCAAAGAUCUCUUUAUAGAUUCCACUAGCUGCAGCAAUGUCAUAGGAUGCCACAUUCCCAAAUGAGAUGCACUUUCUUUUUUUCUUUUCAAACCAGAGAAGGAAUAUGGCUCAUACAUACACUACUAGUGUGCUUUUGAAGUAUUUUAAGAAAAAUAAAGGCAGUGAGUUUAAUUCUACUCUUUCUGGAAAAAAAAUGUAAAAAUAAAUAAAAACACUGCAGUAACUAUCGCAAUUUGUAUUGGAUUUCGUUUUUUUUUUUUUUUUUUGGGUGAAACGAUUCUUAUAAAAUUUUUAUUGCAAUAAUAGUGAAUCUAAGAGGCUUUUCCCCCAUUUUAUCAGGACCCGAAGGGGAAAGCAAAGAGUAAUGCGCAUACCUGUGGAAAAUGGAAAAAGGGUUCCCUCUAUAAACGAAAUGUGUUUGGGGGGGAUAGGCAUGAAUUUAGCUAUUGUAUUAGCUGUCCUAAUACAAGGCAAUUCUGGAAUGUUUGCAGGUAUGUCAAUUUAUUAAACAGAUUUCCAAACAUUAGGAUUUCUAUGUAAUCUAUUUUCUCCCCUUUACCUGCACUGUACUAAUGAGUCUAUACAGCGAGGGCUGUUUUAUGAAGGCCACAGAGCAAUGGAACUGCAAGACCCUCUUCAUAAGUCUCUUGAUUUUACAAAUAUACCUAUUGGCAACACUGAGUCUUCCUGCUUAUAUAAAACAAAAGUCUAAUAAGGAUUGUGUUAUCAGACAAAAAUGAAUGUAAAUUCAUAUCUACUUUUGAUUUGGUUUUUCUUAUGUAGUUUAGUUCUUGUAGGCAGGGUGACAUAAUAUAGCUUCGUAGAACAACGAAUAGGCCACUGAAGGAUUGGUCUUAUUAAAUAUGUAUAGUUUUAUAUUUAUCUAUAAUGUAUAGACUACAAAACUUUAUAAGAUAUUUUUGGCUUCAUUUCCAAAUUAAAUAAUAUUUGCUACGUAAGACCUAUGAUGGCACUGAAUGUUGGUACCUGCUGACUAAAAUGUUUGAUAUUUGAUAAAAUUAUGAACCUGUAUACAUUGCAAACAAGUCUCUGUAACACUUGAUAAUUGCAUUAAUAUAGUUGAGCUAAAAGAAAAAAAAAUCACAAUACUGAAAUCUAGCUCAGUGCUGUAAAUUUCACUCAAGGCAUAUGCAAUAUUUACAUUUGAAAGUUAGUUUACACGAUACAACCAAAAUGUACAGUUUUUUUGCAAAAAUGCCACAAUGUAUAUUUAAGUCUUUGUACAUAUCCCCCGUCACAAAGUCCCUUGAAAUAUUUUGCUAUUGUAACCUUAACAGUUAAUAAACAGUGUUUUCUUUUUACGGGGUACAAAUUGUUUCUGAAUAUCAAAAUGUUAAAUAUAUUUCUUGCUAUUGUGGUAUGACAAAAGAGACUUAUCUUGCAGUGUCUUCCUAUGUACAUGAUGUGUGUGUGUGUGUAUAUAUGUGUGUGUAUGUGUAUAUAUAUAUAUAUAAAAUAAGAUAAAUGUGAUGCUGCUAGAGGCAAAUAUGAGUUGAUCUAGAGUAGUGCAUUGUAUUUAGUCUUUAUUGAUCAUGGAUGCUGUCUGAAUAGCCAUAUGCAAUAAAUAUAUUAUUUAUGAUAGGAAAGCCUGUUUUCUGUGGA
Molecule: messenger RNA, 25922 nt
Organism: Pelobates cultripes (western spadefoot toad)
Lineage: Eukaryota; Metazoa; Chordata; Amphibia; Anura; Pelobatidae
Source: the annotation of a GenBank genome assembly